AUGGCAGCAGGCAUCAGUGUUAAACAUGGACUAUUGAGCUGUAAAAGCUGGCUUUAUUUCACUGUUUACACUAAAAUAUCACCGGGCAGCGCGUGCGUCCUCAGACGCGCCAGCAGCGCAUCAGCUGACAACGAGAAGUUCUGCCUGGAUCUGGUCAGGUCCAGAGACUAUGACGGCUUUGUGUGCUCCUUACUCCUCCCAGAGGAGGCGCGGCGCUCCUCUCUGGCUCUGAGAGCGUUCAACGUGGAGCUGGCUCAGGUGAAGGACUCAGUUUCCCAGAAGACCAUUGGUCUGAUGCGGAUGCAGUUCUGGAAAGCAGCAAUAGAAGAAAUCUACAGAGACGAGCCUCCGAAGCAGCCGGUCAGCUACGAGCUGUGGAGGGCGGUGAGGAAACAUUACCUGACAAAGAGAUGGCUGCUGAGGAUGAUAACAGAGAGAGAGAAGGAUAUGGAUGACAGAGCUUACAGGAACCUGCAGGAGUUGGAGUCAUACUCAGAGAACACACAGUCCUCCUUAUUAUACCUGCUGCUGGAGUGUUUAGGGGUGAAAAACGUCCAUGCAGACCACGCAGCCAGCCACAUUGGCAAAGGUCACGGCAUCGUAACGUGUCUGAGAGCGACUCUGUAUCACAGCAGCCGACGGAAAGUCUACCUGCCGAUGGACAUCUGCAUGCUGCACGGAGCUUCUCAGGAGGAUUUCAUCCGAGGCAGCCGGGAGCAAAGCAUCCGAGACGUGACGUAUGACAUCGCCAGUCAGGCUCACGUUCACCUGGAACACGCGCGAUCGUUUAGCAACGACGUCCCAGCAGCUGCUACUCCGGCUUUCCUCCAGACGGUGGUGCUGGAGGAUUAUCUACAGAGAGUGAGGAGAGCAGAUUUUGAUGUUUUCCACCCGAGUCUGCAGAAGAGAAAUCCUCUGCUCCCCAUCCAGCUGUACCUCCGCUCCUGGAAGAAGACCUACUGAUACUCCUCCUCUUCCUC
This is a messenger RNA of Scomber japonicus (chub mackerel), 980 nucleotides long. RefSeq names its product NADH:ubiquinone oxidoreductase complex assembly factor 6 (gene ndufaf6). Gene Ontology annotation, biological process: biosynthetic process; mitochondrial respiratory chain complex I assembly. NCBI's taxonomy places the organism in Eukaryota, Metazoa, Chordata, Actinopteri, Scombriformes, Scombridae. The record is from RefSeq and is a predicted model, not a curated record. The coding region runs from base 1 to 963 and encodes 320 amino acids. Gene Ontology annotation, cellular component: mitochondrion. The transcript is spliced from 9 exons.